AUGGCACCGGCUGCAGGCCGACAAACGUAUCGUGUUCGCCAGAUACCCGCUCAUUGUUCUCAGUUCUACGACCUCGCUCGAUUACUAGCCUAUGUCCUGGAUUACCACAAAACCAUCACAGUCCGCUCGCUUGCCUCCAGUAUCGACUCGUUUGAGAAUCCACCCACCAAAGUCGCUACGGUCACAUUUGAAGAUGAACCUGAUCAACUUCGAGCAGGUCAGAAUCCUGCACGGUCCGAAUGGUGCCUUCCCGCCGCGGUCUACGCUCAUAACCUCAUAAUCGAUUCGCAUUUUCGCGGAUUUACUCCGCUGAACGAGGUGGAUAUGGAUCAUCAUAUACUCGACUGCAUUGCCAUUACUGGACUCUCGGGCCACGCGUUCGGCUCGUGGUGCGCUCAGGAUCGCACAGUGGACUUCAUGUGGCUCCGAGAUGCCCUGCCCAGGAGAUAUCCUCGGAUGAGGGUCUUGACUUACGGCUACGAUUCUCAUCUGCUCGGCAGUCAGUCUUUUCAGUCGAUACGGGAGAUUUCACUGGCUCUCAUCACCAAGAUGCGCUCCAUUGGCCUGGCUGAACCGUCUUCAAAGCCCCUCCUUUUCCUUGCUCACAGCCUUGGUGGGAUUGUAGUCAAAGAAGCAAUAGCGCGUAUUGCUAACUCGCCGCCGCUCGAGGCAACUUUCAUGUGGAAAGUGAAACGCGUUAUCUUUUUUGGCGUUCCAAACCGAGGGAUGAGAAUCUCACACUUACUUCCUUUGGUUGAGCAGCAGCCGAACGAGCCACUGGUCCAGACUCUUGCUGAAGGAUCUUCGUAUCUUGAACAUCUUGAUGCACAAUUCUACGGAAUCUCAUCCAUGCGCCAAGUAGACUUGGUCUCCAUAUAUGAAACACACAAGUCUCCAACACCACAGCUAUCCAGCGACGGACAAUGGAAAAAGGAUGGCCCCUAUGAAAUUUUGGUCCAACUUGAAUCAGCGAUUCAGCGCGGGACAAAACCAGAAAAUCAACACCCCAUCGAUAAAGAUCAUUCUAGUCUUGUCAAAUUCAACGAGAACGAGGACGAUCUCACAGCUGUUCUAUUCUUCCUACGAUCGCUGUACGAGAGUCUGGACGGUCACACACGUGUCGGCCAUGCUCAACAAUCCAAGAAGGGGUUUUCCGCGGCAGACAGGGUGGCAGGAUCCGAGUCAGAAACCGCUGUGGACCUCUUAUCUCAAAGCCAGAAGGAGCAAACUUUGAAGUCGAUCCUUGAGAGCAUCCACUUUGAAGAUGCAGAGUUUCGCUACUCAAUGGUGGAGCAAGCUCAUGGAAGAACAUUCGACUGGCUGUUGCGGCAACCUAGAGUGGGUGUCCUGAACUGGCUCCGAUGGGGAACAGGAAUCUUCUGGAUUAGCGGCAAGCCAGGGUCCGGAAAAUCAACCGCCAUGAAACACAUCUAUCGGUGGUACAAUACAUCUCAGCAGCAUUCUUCUGAUACGGUCUCGUCCCAAGAAAUUGCAGCACGGUUUUUCUUUUUCCAACGAGGUUCCGUUAUACAAAAAUCAUAUGAGGGGCUCCUAAGGAGUUUACUGCAUCAAAUCUUACUCAAACUCGGCUUGUCAUGUGUCAACAUAUUCCCAGAGUGGUUUAAGCCGGCAACCAAAAGUCCAAAGGAAUGGUCUUUCCAUAGACUCGACCGUCUGUGGGAUCAAUUGAUGGGGCAGAAGCAUUCCAAGCUGAACCUGAUCCUCUUCCUAGACGCUUUGGACGAAUUUGAUGGUUCAGCGGAGAAAGUUGCCCUCUUCAUCAAGAAAACGGUUCAUCGUUCAUCUGAAUCAAUGACAAAGGUACGCAUAUGCUGCGCUAGCAGGCCCUGGGACGCCUUCGCGGAUUCGUUCAAAUCCUGUCCGACUUUCCAGAUGGAAGAUCAUACGGAACCGGACAUUCGCCAGUUUGUAAUGGAUACUAUGUCAACACAUGAGGCUAUGAAGCCAUGGCUGCGGUCUUCACUUCGUCUUGAAAGGCAACCACUAUAUGAACUCAUGGAUGAGAUCCUUCGACAGGCCAAAGGCGUCUUCAUCUGGGUAAGGCUGGUGCUUCAGGAAAUGCUUGACGCCAGAACCGAGGGUGCCGAGAUCGACGAGUUGCGCCGCAUGAUCGGUCAGUUACCACAUGAACUCGAAGAUCUGUACCAAGCUUUACUAGCAAGAGUCAAAAAGCCCGAGUUCCGCCAGGAGACUUAUGCUAUGCUAGAGAUUCUUAUCCGAUCGCCUCGACCGUUGCAGCUAACAGAGUUCGCCUGGAUUUUGCGGUGCGCAGUCGCACCUGACCUCGAGCACAGCGUUCGGGGACUGCAGCAACUAGGUGAAGAACUAUCAUCCGCCGAGAUCGAUACACUACGACGCCGCAUUAGGAGCCGUUGUGGAGGCCUAGUGGAGAUAGUUAGACGACCGCAGGACGACGAUAAAGUUUCGAAGCAGCUAUCACUUGAAAAGGUGAACGCCCCUACAGGGUCAUCCGUGGCCGAGGACGAUUCAGGGUCUUCCAGCAGAGCCGAAAUAUUCCAAGAACAAGUUACCGGAUUUGCCGGUAGCCUUCCGCCACCGACUCGAGAUCAUGGACCAGUACAAGUCUCUGCGCCGGAUGUACGGCUGCCCUCCACGGCUUUCUGGGCGUCACAGAUCCCGUAUGCACAGUUUGGGGGGUGGCAACACCCAAGCCUGGCGCAUAGAGGGUGGGCUCCUGGCUUGUAUGCUCCGCCACCCGCUUUGGUCCCUCCCGCUUCGUCAUAUCUAGCGCCUUUUGGAUCACACCCUCUUCCAUACACAUCGAUGCAUUCUAUUCCCUCGCCCUUCCCACCAUAUCUGAACUUUGCACAGCCUGGUGGUUUUCUCCCUGGGCCUUAUGCUGCGUCGUAUUCUCCGUGGACCACAAAUACCGCCGAUCAACUUCAUUCUCACUUUCUCCAAAGUAAUGGCGGAUUUGCAUAUCAGGGGCACGCGCCAGAUGCCUUUGCCCCUCCGUUUACUGGAGGUAAUCCGAACUCACCAGCUCCAAACAACAACAAGACACCUGACGCGCAGCAACAUGUGCCCCAUCCUCGACGAGGUCUGCCAGGUUUUUCGAGAGGCACGAUUGGUGAAACCUCUGGCGUACCAAACAAGAAUACUCCCGCGUACCCUAAUCGAUCUGGCAAUCAACAAUCCGUAUACAUGGUUCAGUUGAUGCAUCAGACCGUCAAAGAGUUUGUUACAAGUCCAGGAUUCAAAGGGUCUCUCGGAGUCGAUCACAGUGAUAUGAAAUCUGAGAACGGACAUUCAUACUUCGCCAAAUUUGGUUUUACCCUGAUCAAGUCGGUUGUCAGACGACGAGGCAAGGUCUUCAGUCGAAUUCCUUGGUUAUCGGCAGACAAAGCACACAAUCUAUUCGCGUUGUGCGGAGAUUCUUUCCAUAACGCCGAAAAAACCACUGGGUUUGCUCAAUCUUCCCUUCUAGACGAUCUGGACGCUGGACAAUUCACGUGUUUCUUCCCCCAGCAGAGGUAUGAUGCCGAAGCCGAGGAAGACGCCAUGAAGGACUAUCGACCUAGGAGGUGGCCCAUUGACUCGCAGAUUUCCUUCGCAGCGGUGAUGCGCCUACCCCUAUAUCUGAAAGCAAAAUUCAGCCGGGAACAAAACUGGCUGUUCAGUCGGGAACCGCGGAUCCUACACAACAUUAUCGAAAAGUUCCACUUCUGGCCCAGAUUUGAUGCGAUUCGGCCCAGCAUAACGAUGCUGCAACAGGGUGCCAGCGUCCACAACACAUUUGAGAACCUGACGGUCUUCCAGGCACUAUUCCGCAAAAUCGACCCUACUGGAGAUCCUGGGACUUUCUCCAUGACCUUCGGACAACUUGCCAGACUGCUUCUCGAGAACGGAAGUGACCCGAACUGCGACAUCUUCUAUCUUUUUGACAACAUCGAGUCUUUCGGAGAAAGUCCCGAAUUGUACACUUCAAAAGCACUACAUCUCGUUCUAAGCAGUCCCGACAUGGUGCGCUUGAUGAUUGAAUAUGGCGCCGACGUGAACGGAAGAAAUGGCCGCGGUGAAACUCCACUCGACGUGCUGGCGGAACUCUGGAUGACACGAUGGACCGAACACGUGACCAUGGACGAUGUUGAGUUGCACAGUGCCGCGAUACUGAUCAAUAAUGGAGGACUAGCAUCCAGGAAAUCCUACAAGUUCUUGAACUUCCGACGUGGUGGGGCCGAGGACGAUGGAGAUGAAGACGACGACGACGACGACGACGCCCCCGCUAUUAACAUCGUUGACGAAGACGACGACGACGGGCGGUAUACAGCCUAUGAUAGUAAAUAUGGACGUCUUUUUGAGGACACCGCUGAUUGGACCCUUCGUCAACAGGGCGAACAGGUGUUCGAUCUCGACGCUUUGCGUUAUUGGGACACCCCUUCGGAGUUCGAUUCACCACGACCACCGCAAUCUCGACCGCAACUUGAACUUGCCGCAGUUGAGAGUGACUGGUGA
Molecule: messenger RNA, 4497 nt
Organism: Cyphellophora europaea CBS 101466
Lineage: Eukaryota; Fungi; Ascomycota; Eurotiomycetes; Chaetothyriales; Cyphellophoraceae
Exons: 4
Coding region: 1-4497 (1498 amino acids)
Source: RefSeq, a predicted model, not a curated record